GUAAAUAAAUAGGCCGCGCCUUGUGUCGCGGGCUGCAGUGGAGUGCUGGCUGUAUCAGGAUGCUGACUGCACUAGUGCUGGUGUGCGGCGCGCUGGCCGCCGCCGGGAGACACCACCAUCAUGUCGACCCAGACCAUCAACAGGCAACAGUAGAGUCUCCACCGGCGGCUCCAGUAGUCCGCAGUGUGUCCGGCCAGUUCCGCGGGUCGUGGAUGACGUCACGGCGCGGGCGGCAGUUCGAGGCGUACCGCGGCAUACGGUACGCGCAGCCGCCUGUGGGGGAGCUGCGCUUCCAGCCCCCGCAGCUGAUAGAGAAGUACACGGGCGAGGUGGACGGCUCGCAGGACGGGCCGGCGUGCCCGCAGCCCACCGUCAACGACUACCCCGUGCACGAGGACUGUCUCCGGCUCAAUGUCUACACGCCUGACCAUCAAUCUAAGAAGCCCCUGCCGGUGGUGGUGUUCAUGCACGCGGGCGGGUUCUACUCGGUGUCGGGGCGCAGCGACGUGGCCGGCCCGCAGCACCUGCUGGACCGCCACCUCGUGCUCGUCACCAUCAACUACAGGCUCGGCUCGCUCGGCUUCUUAAGCACAGGAGAUAAGUACGCGCCCGGUAACAAUGGCUUCAAGGACCAGGUGGCAGCUCUCCGCUGGGUGCAGAGGAACAUCGCCGCCUUCGGAGGAGACCCCAACCUGGUCACCAUCUCGGGGUACAGCGCCGGAUCCUUCAGUGUCAUGCUGCACAUGAUCUCGCCCAUGUCCAAAGGUUUGUUCCACCGCGCCAUUUCUAUGAGCGGCUCCCCGAUCUCCCAAAUAGUGAUCCCUCGCCACCAGCGCCACCUGGCGGAGAGACAAGCGAAGCUGCUGCAGUGCCCCACCGACUCCUCGAAGGCUAUCAUCGACUGCCUCAAGACUAAAACAUCCAAGCAACUGGGAGACUCUUUGGAUAAGAUGUUUGACUUCGGCUACGAUCCAGUGUUGCUGUGGGUGCCGAUCCACGAGCAGGACUUCGGGCAGGAGAUGUUCCUGCCGCGGCAGCCGCUGGCGGCGGUGUGCGCGGGGGAGCUGCAGCCCGUGCCCUACAUCGUCAGCCAGACACAGGACGAGUUCUUCUGGAAGGCACUCGAUGUCCUUCGCAACCCACAAGCGUUUGAGAACUGGCGCGCGGACUGGCCCGGCCUGGCCAAGAUAGCGCUGUACCUGACUGGCGCGGGAGACAACUCCAGCGUCACCAGCGCCGCCGACCGGCUGAAGCAGGCGUACCUCGGCGGCAAGGACAUUGCCAACGACACCGCCACUGGCGACGGCUUCGGGAAACUUUACUCCGACGCUAUCAUUGGGUUCGGAGCUCACAGGCUGGUGAACCUGGCGGCGCGGCAGUCCGCGCGGCCGGUGUACUACUACGAGUUCGGGCACGUGGGCAACAGCAGCCACUACGUCGACCCCGACACCAAGCGGCCCAUCGCCGCGGCGCACCACGACGACCUGCUGUACCUGUUCAACGUGAGCUACAGCUUCCCCUCCAUCCCCCCCUCCGACAGCAACGACUCCAGGAUGGUGGACAAGAUGACGGCGAUAUUCUACAACUUCGCUCGACAUGGGGACCCGAACAACAGGGGCGACACUCCGGAGCUAGCAGACAUGUCAUGGCCGCAGUUCAAACCAGAUGAGAGGAAAUACCUCCGCGUCGACACUCCCUUCUCAGUGCAGAGCAACCUCUUCGAGGAGAGGUUCAAGGUGUGGGAGGAACUGUUCCCUCUUGAUUACCACACUUGUAAAAGUAAAGGAGAAAGAACGCCCCCUGUGGUACGCCAGCAGUCGUAUCAGACCAGGAAGAGUAUGAACCCUCAAUGGCAACACGCUGCCGGCGGCCACACAGAGUCAGUGGAAGGGAAGUCAGCUGCGCCGCUGGCACACAGCGUGUCGGGCACGUUCCGCGGCUCCUGGAUGGAGACGCGCCGCGGGAGACGCUUCCAGGCAUACCGCGGGAUACGGUACGCGGACCCACCCGUCGGGGCGUUGAGGUUCCAGCCCCCGAAGCUGAAGCUGCAGUACGAAGGAGUAGUGGACGCGAGCGAGGAGGGCCCCGCCUGCCCUCUGCCGGCGCCUCCUACUUACUACGUCGACGAGGACUGCCUCACUGUCAACGUCUACACGCCGACACACAACAGCACCAAAAAGCUCCCCGUAAUCUUCUUCAUCCACCCCGGCGGGUUCUACGCGAUGACAGGCCGCAGUGACCUGGCCGGCCCUCACUACUUGCUGGACAGAGAUGUUGUUCUCGUCACCAUCAACUACAGGCUUGGAUCCUUAGGCUUCAUGAGUACGGGAGAUGCGCUCGCUCCCGGUAACAACGGCAUGAAGGACCAGGUCGCCGCCCUCAAGUGGGUGCAGAGGAACAUCGCAGCGUUCGGCGGCGACCCGAACCUCGUCACCAUCACAGGCUGCAGCGCCGGCUCUAUCAGCGUCAUCCUGCAUAUGAUCUCGCCCAUGGCUAAAGGUCUCUUCCACCGCGGCAUAGCAAUGAGCGCAUCUCCUGUAGGCAAGGGAGUGGAAGCUAUAACUCAUCAGCGCCACCUCGCAGUACGCCAGGCACAGAUCCUCAACUGCCCGACUGACAACUCGUCCGCCAUCGUCGACUGUCUUAUGGCCAAGCCUUGGAGGGAGCUCGGAGAUUCACUGCCUAAAUUCUGGGAGUUUGGUGAAGGUGACCCAGUGGGUCUCUGGGGUCCGGUGGUAGAGCCAGAUUUCGGGCAGGAGCGGUACCUCCCUAUCAAUCCAUUAGAUGCUAUUAAACAAGGCAAAAUGCACACCGUGCCACUCAUCGUGAGUCAGACUACUGACGAAUUUUUCUGGAAGGCGUUCCCGGUCUUACAAAACGAAACGCUUCUGAAGGCAAUGAAUGAGGAGUGGGAGCGAGUCGCCCCGAUCUCGUUCAUGCUGCCGCAGGAGAACCGUGCCGCGGCGGUGCAGAAACUUAGAGAGGUGUACCUCAAGGGGAACAAGUUGGCCAAUGAUAAACCAAGUGAGAAAGCACUCGGACAACUUUAUGGAGACUCCGUCAUUGGGUUUGGAGUACACAGGCUGGCCAACCUAAUGUGUCGUCACUCCAAGCAUCCAGUGUGGUACUCGGAAUUCGCGUACGUUGGGAACAACUCCCAUUAUGAGGACUCUCACGGAAAACCACAAGGUGCGGCCCACCACGACGACCUGCUGUACCUGUUCACGCUGAGCUACCGGUUCCCCGUCAUCUCGCCGGACAGCCAGCACUCGCACGUCGUCGACGAGAUGACUGCGCUCUGGUACAACUUCGCCAGAUACGGAGACCCGAACCCGCGCGGCGACACGCCGGAGCUGGGCGGGCUGCGGUGGCCCGCCAUGACAGCGGCGGACAGGAGGUACCUGCACCGCGGGCCGCAGCUCCAGGUGCGGCAGAACUUGUUCGAGGACCGGUUCAAGGUGUGGGACGACUUGUACCCCAUACAGUACUGAGGACUGUAGCUGAACUAGCUGAGACUUGCGUGUUUUUAUACAG
Messenger RNA from Spodoptera frugiperda (fall armyworm), 3534 nucleotides. RefSeq lists its product as uncharacterized. The transcript has 22 exons. The coding region runs from base 60 to 3491 and encodes 1143 amino acids. The record is from RefSeq and is a predicted model, not a curated record. NCBI's taxonomy places the organism in Eukaryota, Metazoa, Arthropoda, Insecta, Lepidoptera, Noctuidae.